Arachis ipaensis is the source of this 642-nucleotide messenger RNA. NCBI's taxonomy places the organism in Eukaryota, Viridiplantae, Streptophyta, Magnoliopsida, Fabales, Fabaceae. The record is from RefSeq and is a predicted model, not a curated record.
AUGAGGAAGGACGACGUCAUUAGGGAUAACCAAGGUAGAAUCAUUUGCAGGCAACUUGUUUGCAAUAAGGAAGGCUGGAGGAAUAUGAGGUAUCUUGAUCUGGAUGAUAGAUCAAGGGAGGCAAGGUCACUCACGCGAACCAAGUGUCCAGCUCGGCUUAGGGUAAAGCUUGACUACAGCUGCGGUAGAUGGAAGAAGGGUGGAUAUCGUCAUGCUGGCUUCACACGCAAAAAUUUGUACAACCACAUUGAUCGUUAUCGUCGAUCAAAAGUUAAAAACGGGGAUGCCAAUGUGGCAAUAAACUAUUUGAUUGGCAAGUCAAACAAUGAUCCGCUGUUCUUUGGGAAGUAUACGUUCACUAGUGACGAAAGGCUCGAGCAUAUUUUUUGGGCAGAUGGACAGCCAAUUGUCGACUAUCACUACUUUGGAGAUAUUGUUGCCUUUGAUUCAAUGUACAAGAAGAAUAAAUACAACAAACCUUUGGUCAUUUUCUCCGGAUGCAAUCAUCAUGGGCAGACUGUUAUCUUCGACUCCGGCCUACUAUCUGACGAAACCACAGAGACGUAUAAGUGGUUGUUGGAAACGUUUGUUGAAGCGAUGGGUGGGAAAAGUUCUAAAGUAGUAAUAACUGAUGGAGAUUGA